This is a messenger RNA of Pelmatolapia mariae (spotted tilapia), 2779 nucleotides long. RefSeq names its product Ras association domain family member 3 (gene rassf3). Gene Ontology annotation, cellular component: cytoplasm. The record is from RefSeq and is a predicted model, not a curated record. The coding region runs from base 384 to 1127 and encodes 247 amino acids. Gene Ontology annotation, biological process: signal transduction. NCBI's taxonomy places the organism in Eukaryota, Metazoa, Chordata, Actinopteri, Cichliformes, Cichlidae. The transcript has 6 exons.
ACAGCGUGUAAGUGGAACUUGUUGUGGGAUUUCUUCAUUAGCACUUUCGAAAUUGGUCAAUUAGUUAUAGUUGCUGACAUUUCUGCUUCGUAGCAGCUACUAGCUUCAUUUUCUGUUUAAAAAUGGAGAGGUUUGAUUGAGUUGUUUUGACUAUGCCGGUGGAGUAAAGCGAGGAGGAGAAGAGGAAGGGAAGAACGGGAGAGAGUUGAGCGGAUUUGAAAGAGGAAAUCAUCCCUUACUGGUCGAACAGCGAAGCCUGCGGACAGAAACAGAGGGAGGUUUGGCCAUUUACCGAGGCUGGAGUUUGUUUAGAGCUGAUAUUUGUUUUGUUUUGGGUGGUUUUUUGAUGUGGCCGGUUCUCAGUGGAGAAGUUUUUCCCGCAAAUGACGUGGAAUAGCACGAUGAGCAGUGGCUACAGUAGCUUGGAGGAGGACUCCGAAGAGUACUUUUUCACGGCCAGGACCUCUUUCUUCAAAAAACCCCCCGGAAAAAUCACAGAGAAAAAGGAUGUGGAGAAGGAGAGAGAGUUGCGGACAGAGUUCAGCAAAGAGGAGAUCUGGCAGAGAAUCGAGCAGUACAACUUGCUAACCAAAGACCACCUUAAAAUGACGCUGGGUGCGGGCGGUGUGUACACGGGUUUCAUCAAGGUCCAGAUGGAUUUGCGGAGGCCAAUGACGGUGCAGGGAAGUCAGACAAGAGCCGGGGAGGCCUUCUAUCUGCCCCAAGGAGUCUCCAACACCCUCCACGUCAGCUCCAAAACCACAGUCAAAGAGGUGAUCGUCGGCUUGCUGAGCAAAUUCACAGUUGCAGACAACCCGGCUAAAUAUGCCCUGUAUAAGAGAUACCGGCGGGAGGAGCAGGUUUAUACAUGCAAGUUGGCGGAUGCUGAGAAGCCGUUGUUUCUUCGCCUGGUGGCGGGACCCGACCCAGACCUGCUCAGCUUUGUCCUCAAAGAACAGCAGACGGGAGAAGUCAUGUGGGAUGCCUUCUCCAUCCCUGAGCUGAAAAACUUCCUGCGGAUCCUCGAAAAGGAGGAACAGGAGCAGAGGGACGCAGUAAUUCGCCGCUAUGAAACCUACCGGCAGAGACUGCAGGAGGCACUGCUGGAGGUCAGGGGGACUUCUUAAGAGGAUAUAACCUCCUUGAAAAAGGACUACUGCCCCCUAGAGGGACGAAGGGGAUGUUUCGUUUUGUUUUUCAUUUUUAAUCUCCUGGUGUACAUUUUGAUGGAGGGAGGGAUGUGAACACAGAAUCAGGAGAGAGGCUCCAGCACCUGGAAGAAGGGAUAAUAAAGGAUGACAAGAGGACAGAAAAAAGAGACUGCAAAUAAAAAAAGACGAACAGACAGAAUUUUGGUUGCUGGAUUCAAGAUUCCAAACUGCUUCCCGCUCGGCUCCGUCUGCCUGCAAACACCAAAGAUUCACUCACUGUGCCAUAUCCGUUCAUCCUCUUCACUGUUCGCCAUCCAUCCCUCUCUCUUUCAUCUUCUUCUCUCACUCUGUCCUGCUGUCACAUAAUUUAUGCAGUUCAUCCUUUUUGUUUCCCUCACCUUUUUAUCCUUUGAACUUGUGAAAGACUCAAGGCCAUAUGUUGAAUUAUUUUUAUUUAAUUUGUUUGUUUUAAAGGUCUGUACAUAUUUUUUUUCUUAAUUUAUAUGGGUGAAGCUUUUUAUUGUUUAUUGUUUUUCUUUUUAAAACAAAGUCUUAUUUUUGUUUUAUUGUAGAGGCGGAGCAACAAUCUGCUUGUUGACACAGAUGCUGAGAAUAGUUUUUUCAGACUUCAACAGGACACAGAAAAUCCAAGCAUCAGAGCAUGAAAGACCAUUUAAAAAAAUGAUCAGCUGGAAGCUCUAAACAGGCCCAGAGGCUGGAGUUGCAUAUAUAUGAUAAUAGUUUGGGAUAAAUUGGAGAGGAACUGGAAAGUCUGAAGUUUGGAAAUAUGUGUGAAGUGAUAAAAUGGAUAUGUAUGGAGUCUGAAGUGUACCAGAAAAAUGACAGAUUUACUUUUUUUUUUAAAUAUUUGCAAGCAACACUUCAGUUACUUAAUUUUAGAAACUGCUAUAGGCUUUCUAUUUUUUAAAUAACAUCUUUAUUCUAUUGGCAGGAUCAUUUUUAUUUACUGUGCAAACUUUUAUGAAAAUAACUGCACUUUUCUAGUGAUGUUUACACCAUGAGAAAACUUUAAACUUGGACAAGCUGAUUCUAAAAGGUGUUGAUAUAUCAUAAAAUGGAGUUAUUUUAACCCAUAGUAGUUGUCAAAUGUAAAAGUAAAUACUGAUUCCAAUAAUAAUAGCUCUAAUUACAAAGAAUGAAAAUGGAUUGGAGUUCUUCUGGAUUUAUACGUUCCAAAAACAUGUCCAAUCAAAAUAUAUGAAUCUGAGAAGAAAUUCAUAUUAUAUUCGUUAUCCAUUUAUAUGGAAUUUAAUUAUCUGUUUAUAUUUUUUGGCACAUUUAGGACUCCAUAAAAGCCAGCCUGAGAUUGUUUGCAUGAAAGAAAGGAGAAAUGAAAGGUGAUGUGACGGAAAACAGCUGCAGGAACUCUAGAGAGAUUUUUAAUAGGAAGAGUAAAAGAACGGAGUCUUAACUGGAACUUAACAGGAAGUAGUUUAGUUUUGGGUGCGGUUUGUAAAAAAACAAAACAAAAACGCUGUUUGUUUUUUCAUGUGAAGUGAAGAUGAACUGGUGGGAUCUGAAGCCUUUGUGUUUUUUCCACCACCAGCAGAGUUUGGUGAAGCAAGAGCUGAAUAGACUGAAGCAAACUGCUUGAACUUUGACACCCC